UAUAUAAAAAUGGCUGAUGAACAGGCAAAGGCAGAGCGCGAGCGCAUAUUCAAGCGUUUUGACUUGAAUGGCGAUGGCAAGAUCUCUGCAGCGGAGCUCGGAGACUGCUUGAAGACACUCGGCUCAGUCACGCCAGAGGAGAUUAAACGAAUGAUGUCAGAGAUUGAUACCGAUGGCGAUGGUUACAUUUCUUUUGAGGAGUUCACAGACUUCGCCAAGGCAAACAGUGGCCUCAUGAAAGAUGUUGCCAAGAUAUUCUGAUAUAUCUUCUAUCUAUCUAUGCUGCUGACCAUGUGAGAGCCACAUUUUGAUAGCAAUCCAACUGAAGAUCAUUUCUUUCUUUCUUAGUUAAAAGUGUUUCCUUUUUUAUCUUUCAAAGUUAUCUCAUGUACCAAAUAUGCAACUCCAUAAAUUUAGAGUAUCUAUGAAACUCCUAGCAUGGCCAAAGCUAAGUGAC
Molecule: messenger RNA, 457 nt
Organism: Tripterygium wilfordii
Lineage: Eukaryota; Viridiplantae; Streptophyta; Magnoliopsida; Celastrales; Celastraceae
Product: polcalcin Syr v 3-like
Exons: 1
Coding region: 10-261 (83 amino acids)
Molecular function (GO): calcium ion binding
Source: RefSeq, a predicted model, not a curated record